Strongyloides ratti is the source of this 573-nucleotide messenger RNA. RefSeq names its product ATPase, F0 complex, subunit D, mitochondrial family-containing protein. Gene Ontology annotation, biological process: proton motive force-driven ATP synthesis. Gene Ontology annotation, molecular function: proton transmembrane transporter activity. The transcript has 2 exons. The record is from RefSeq and is a predicted model, not a curated record. The coding region runs from base 1 to 573 and encodes 190 amino acids. NCBI's taxonomy places the organism in Eukaryota, Metazoa, Nematoda, Chromadorea, Rhabditida, Strongyloididae.
AUGUUUCCAUCAGUAAGGCGUGCUACAUCCGUCGUUAACUUUGCUAAAGUUAGUGAAAAGCUUACUCCCCAACACGCAGCUGAAUUCCAAAAAUUGAAGGCUAUCAAUUCUACUGUUAGCGCCACCGUAAAUGAGCUUCCAGCAACUUUACCAAAAAUUGAUUUUACCGAUCUUAAAAAAAAAAUGCCAGGAUAUGCCUCAAUUCUUGAUUCUCUUCAAAAACAAUAUGAAACUAUAAAAAUUCCAAAAGGAACUAUUCCAGAGGAAUAUAAUAAACAAAUUAAUGAAUUCACUGCAUUCAAUGAGGCUCGUAUAAAAAUUCACAACGAAAAAACUGCCAUUGGUUCUGAGGAGGCUAAAAAAGUUGAGGAUAAAUGGUCCAAAGCUCCACCAGUUGAGCAUUUUGAUCGCCAAAUGUUCCCUGAAUAUUUCCCACAAAUCUUCUACGAUCUUCGUGUUGACAAACGUUUACCUGAUCCAUGUAAUCUUGGAAUUAACAAUGAGCCAUCAAUUCAAACAAGAUUUAGAGACUACAAAGUUCUUACCCGUCCUGACAAAGUUGAAGACCAUUAG